Molecule: messenger RNA, 2335 nt
Organism: Danio rerio (zebrafish)
Lineage: Eukaryota; Metazoa; Chordata; Actinopteri; Cypriniformes; Danionidae
Source: RefSeq, a predicted model, not a curated record
AAAAUAUACUACAGUAAUUUACAGUAAAUACUGUAGUGUUUUAUUAAUCAUACUGACACCUACAAUAGAGAUAGAGAUGUUGCACAAUCAGCUAAAAUGUUGCUAGAAUUGUUUUUUAUGUAUGGGUGAUAUAUAUUGCAUCACCAAAAACGAUUGAGGUCCUGUCCAUGUGUUAUGUGAGAAGUCCAUAUAUUGAUUAUUGUCACAGGCCUCGCAUUGAACUAUAUCACUGAUAGCUUUAUGAAGCUAUUUCUACUAAAUAUUACACUGAAGUUUACUAAUAAACAAAAAUAAAACUUGAGUGUAUUUUUUUUACAUCAAUGAACAUGAGUUUAGUUUGGUUCAAUAAUAUUUCUUUAAGUUACUUUCUUUUAAAUAAAGUAACUCAAUAUCAAAUAGCCGAGUCCAUCACACAGACUCUGGGAGGAAUUAAAAAGGCUGGCUGGAUUAAACAUUGACAAAAUGUUCAGAAAUGUUUUGAACGUUCAAUACUUAGCAUUGAUUUCAUGCCCCUCUAUGAAUCGUACAUUUGUAUAAAAGAGCUUGUGUUUGUGUAAGACAGGCCAAAAGCAUCAACAAACUCAUACGAGAAGGACAAAGACAAACAUUUCUCAGACUUUUCCUUGAAGGUUUCGUUGCGUUUAACAUUGAUUAGAGAAUGGUUCAUUCUGCGAAGAUGCUGGUUUUUCUCUGCGCGCUGAUUGGAUGGUCACAGACUUUUCCACAGCGUGAUGUCAUCAGUGAGGAUAAAGACGUCACAGAUGCUGACUCAAAAAAGACAGAAGGGAAAGAUGUUAAACUGAUUGCCACUGAUGUCACUCCACCAGUGUGUCGUGUGGUAAAUGAGAGUUCAGAGUGUCUUUUGACAUGCGAAAAGACAACCAUUGAAGUGACGUACAUGAUGUCAGAUGGCAACGGUUCAGGAAUAAAUCACACCCGCACAUUUUCCAAUAGCUUUAGUUUUAGCAAAUAUACUCAAUAUGACGGUCAGGAUGAAAAUGGCUACUAUGCAGUUCUUUUGAAAUACUCUGGCAUCUGUUGCUCUGACGAUUUGGAGGUUUCUGCUGUGGACAAUGCAGGAAACAUAGGGAAGUGUCCUGUCAUUGUAAAACGUAUACAACCCGAUGAUUCUACAAAGUUAGCAAAGAAUUUUGGCCCAUAUUGGGCAUAAAGUUGGCACAGCAGGCAUUUGUCCAACACUAGCAUACAGCAUGUGGGGCAAACAUGGCCCGGGUUAGGCAGAGGUGGCACCGUCUUUAAGACGGCAUACAAGACCUGCGCCAAAUAUCAAAUAUAGUAUUUGGCCCAGAUGUUAAAAUGUUUUUGUGGGCCACAUAAGUUUGGCCCAUCUUGACCCACUUUUAAAACACAUAUACAUUUUAUUCUUGAGUAAAGAUCAAUCAAGUCGCUUUGGGGGGAAAAAAAACGCAGCCAUAAAGCAAAAUGCUUCAUGGGUUUAUCAAAUUCAUUACAGUCUUGACACACCAACAUAUCUGGCCCAAUUCAGGCCCAGUUUUGGGUUAUUAACCUGGCUGAAACUUGGUCCAGAUAUGGUCCAUGUUUGGCCCUUGAAUGGAAGCCAGACUUGGUCCAGUCAUGUAUCAUAAUUCAUGGCCCAAGCAAAAGCUGAUUGUGUGGGCCACAGAUGGGCCAGAGAUAUUUUGCUAAGUGGGUAAUAUUCAAUAAGCUUAAAACAAGCAAUUCUGGUAUUAGGGAUGCACUGAUAUGGAAACUUUGUUUCGAUAACCAAUAUUAGUAAAUAGUAAUCUUAAUGUUGAUCUUGGCGACGCAGUGGGUAGCACGUUCGCCUCACAGCAAGAAGGUCGCUGGUUCGAUCCUCGGCUCAGUUGGCUUUUCUGUGUGGAGUUUGCAUGUUCUCCCUGUGUUCGCGUGGGUUUCCUCCGGGUGCUCUGGUUUCCCCAACAGUCCAAAGACAUGCGAUACAAAUGAAUUGGGUGGGCUAAAUUGUCUGUAGUGUGUGUGUGAAUGUGUGUGUGGAUGUUCCCAGAGAUGGGUUGCGGCUGAAAGCGCAUCCGCUGCGUAAAAACUUGCUGGAUAAGUUGGCGGUUCAUUCCACUGUGGCGACCCCAGAUUAAUAAAGAGACUAAGUCAACAAGAAAAUGAAUGAAUGUUGAUCUUUGCCUAAUUAUAAAAGCAAAAGGUAAACAAAUACUUCAAACAAAUACUGAUCUGAUUUCAACACCAAUAAAAGCUGAUUUGAAGGCCUCUUAUUUCAACAUACAAAAAAAUUACAAUCUCCUAACACUUUGCAAUAGUAUCUGGAUGCAGCCUUGAUGAUGCAAGGAGAGGGGUCUGGAUGCAGACCUGGUGCAGU